CAGGUCAGGACAAAGAGGGGAGGACAGAGGAGGGUCCAGAGGCCCCUUGCAGGUGACAGAGUUGGAGUGUUACAGGCUGGACUACCUCAGUGUUGCCCAUUAGGUCAUGACAGACAAGUCAACUACAGACUUCACUUCUGCUCCUGAGUGGCCCUGAGACCGUACCAUUCUCCUGGUCACGGUGACUAGAAGCCUAAGUUAUGACUCUUGGCUCCUCUCUCCCUAGGACAGAGCCUGGAUGGAAGCACCAGGGAAGAAUGGAAGGGCCCUCAAAUCAAAUCCCGCUACUCUUCCACUCUCCUCCUGUCUUCCCGGCUCCUCCUCCAGCAUGUGGCCUCCUCCCCGCCCCCCUAGACUCCUUCUCUCCACCAGAAGGGAGGACCAACAGGUCAGAGUGGGGGUGAGAACCUGGGGAUCAGAAUCAUGGCCUUGCCCUGGGAGUUGGGGGUGGGGAAGCUCUGCUGGGGUGAGGUCAGGGCACUGCCUGCCUCAGUCCUCGCUUCCCCACAUCGUCUCCUGGAUGGGUGCCUUCUGAGCCCUGAUGAGGGUGAAACCCCAGAGCCCUGCCUGCUCCCCAGGUGUCCCUCCCUCUCCUCUCUGCCUGGGCCCAAAACACCUCCUGAGAACCUCCACUCUGGGCAAAUGCCACCCAUUCAGUCACCUCCAGGCAUUGCUUAUGCCGAAACAAGGGGGUUGGAUCAUUCUGAAAGCAACUAGAAGCCAAAGGAGCAAUCCCAGCCAUAACUCUGGAGGGUCAGACCAGGGUGCUGAUAGGGGCCCGAGGGGCAGGGCAGGUGGGAGAAGGACGUGUCACCUGCCCAGCUGCAGGCUUGAGCCCUUCCUCAGGCUUGUUUCUGCCAAAGCCUCUUACUCUGUGUGGCCUGAGAGUCUUUGUCCCAGAAAGUCCAGGUAAGGGUGAGAACCAGCUGGGAGGAAUUUGAUCUGCCACACCCGGAGCCAUGGUCCCCGCCUCUAGGGGGCCUGGAUGUGGGUGGGUGCUCCGGCAGUGGCAGUGUCGCUGACACACAAGCAGGAGGUGUCCUUAGGGAAGCAGCUGAUACGUCCACACAGGCUGAAUGAUUCUUGAGGUGGCUUGGCUGUCUGAUUCCCCGGCGAUGCUGCUCCUGCUGGCCUUGCUGGGGGCUGUCCUGCUGGGGGCUGCCCUGCUUUCCAGGCGACACCCUCCAGCGCGGGACAAGAUCUCCAGGGCACAGAAGCGGAGGGAGGAGGCGCUGCAGCAGAUGGAGGCCCUGGCCCAGCGUCUUCGGCAGCAGGAGCCAGACCUGGACCCUGAGCCCAUCCUGGAGUUGUCCCUGGCAAAGCUGGCCCAGAAGCUGCAGGCUGAGGAGCUGAGUCUGGAGGGCGUCCUCUGCAGCUACCUGGAGCAGGCACUGAGGGUGCACCAGGAGGUGAACUGUCUGACUGAUUUCCUGGGGGAGUGUGAGGAGCAGCUGCAGGCACUGAAGAAGCUUAAGAAGAGUGAGCGAGGCCCUCUCUACGGGGUCCCUAUGAGCCUCAAGGACACGUACGACUGCAUGGGCCAUGACUCAACGUGCGGCAUGGUGCAUUUCCUAGAGAAGCCUGCGGCCAAGGAUGGGGUCGUCGUGAAAGUGCUCAAGGCCCAAGGAGCCAUUCCCUUUGUUAAGACCAACAUCCCACAGACGCUGCUCAGCUUUGACUGCAGCAACCCCAUCUAUGGCCAGACCCUGAACCCAUUGAACUUAAAGAAGACGCCUGGGGGCUCCUCAGGGGGUGAGGCAGCUAUGCUGGCAGAGCGGGGCUCCAUCCUGGGCAUGGGCACUGACACAGGUGGCAGCAUCCGCAUACCGGCCAACUUUUGUGGUGUCUGUGGCCUCCGGACCACCGGAAACCGCCUCAGCUACUCUGGAAUUGCCUCUGCUAUCAAGGGCAAGAAAUCGGUGACCACAGUGGCUGGCCCCAUGGCCCGGGAUGUGGAGAGCCUGGCACUGUGCAUGCGCGCCCUGCUGAGUGAAAACAUGCACCAGCUGGACCCCACUGUGCCUCCCCUGCCUUUCAGGGAGGAGGUGUACUCCAGUAACCGGCCCCUUCGAAUCGGCUACUACGAAUCAGACGGCUAUACCCAGCCAUCCCCUAGCAUGGCCAGGGCCGUGCAGCUCACCUCCAGGCUGCUCCAAGAUGCAGGACACCAGGUCAUCCCCUUCUCCAUUCCUCGCAUAGAGUAUGCCAUCGAACACCUGUACUUUGGGGGUCUGUAUGGCGAUGGAGGGGCCACCCUGCUGGAGAAAUUAGAAGGGGACAUUGUGGACCCCAGCAUAAAGGAGAUGGUCAGCCGUUUACGCCUGCCAGACCCUGUCAAGCGUUUCAUGGUCUGGAUCCUGAAGUACAUAGACCCCCGAGCUAGCCGGGCUUUGGAAGAGACUUGUGGUGUGGGGACACCCAAGAAACUGUGGGAGCAGCAGGCAGCAGUGCAGGACUAUCAGCAAGAGUUCAUAGCCAAGUGGAGGUCCCUGGACCUGGACGUGCUGCUGGCACCAUCGCUGGACCCUGCUUUCUAUAUCGGCUAUCCUGCCAAAGCCACAACAAGCGCCUCCUACACGUGCCUGUACAACAUCCUGGACUUUCCCGUGGGCGUGCUGCCUGUCACUACCGUCACGUCACAGGACGAGGAGGAACUGGCCUUCUACAAGGGGUACUACGGAGAUAAUUCUGACAGAAAUUUCCAGGAGGCUGUGAGAGAAUCCGUGGGACUUCCAGUGGCUGUGCAGUGCAUUGCUUUGCCCUGGGAAGACGAGCUGUGUCUCCGGUUCAUGAAGGAGGUGGAGACCUUGGUCAAGAACCAGAGGGGGCCUGAGUGACAGGCCACUCCUUUUCCUGGAGAUCUCCAUAGAUCCUCACCCAAAUCUGCUCCCAAUGCCCCUAGCUUCUCAUGAAUACCAUAUCCACCUCAUGUCUCUUCUAGGAACCUACCACAUUCCUUUUCUUUGUGGUCCCUCUGUGUGGUGCUUAAUACACGGACUCCCCAGAUCAGCCCAAGAUGGGGAGCAGGGUGAAGGUCUUAAUAAACACUUCUGACUGUC
Messenger RNA from Microcebus murinus (gray mouse lemur), 3059 nucleotides. Its product is annotated as fatty-acid amide hydrolase 1-like. Gene Ontology annotation, biological process: fatty acid catabolic process. The record is from RefSeq and is a predicted model, not a curated record. Gene Ontology annotation, molecular function: amidase activity; fatty acid amide hydrolase activity. NCBI's taxonomy places the organism in Eukaryota, Metazoa, Chordata, Mammalia, Primates, Cheirogaleidae.